This is a messenger RNA of Adineta ricciae, 285 nucleotides long. The record is from the annotation of a GenBank genome assembly. Lineage: Eukaryota; Metazoa; Rotifera; Eurotatoria; Adinetida; Adinetidae.
AUGAGAUCAUCUAUUUUUCCCUCUCAAAAUACGAUUCCAAUAUUGGAUAGAGCAAUGUCUAUGGAUGAUAUUGAACAGUUUCUACAAAAUUUUCCGAAUUUAACUCAUUUGGAAAUCAAUGAUGUGUUCGGACGUGCUGAUAUGGACGUUGCUGAUGGUUAUCGAUGCGAAAUGCUUACACAACGGUUAGUUUCAUUCGAUUUCAUCUUCCAUGUCACAAAUUACCUAACAGAACAAAACUUCGAUUCUUUCCAAACUCCAUUUUGGACUGAAGAGAAACAUUGA